AUGGCUCUCAGGGUGACACCGACAGGCUCCUUCCACCUGGGCUCUGGGGAGGAGCCGGAACCGUUCAUCAUCCACAAAGAUAUACUUUGUGCCUCCUCCGAUUUCUUCAAGAACGCCUGCAAAGAGCCUUGGAAAGAGUCCGCCGGUGUGGUGGAGCUUUCCGGCACAGAGCCUCGCCUUUUCGAGGUGUACGCUCGAUGGCUCUACUCGCCAGAUGUCCUGAAUUUGAUGGAAAAGCCCGUCGUCACUACCGCUGCGAACGGAGCUAUUUCCGUGCCCGCAUAUGAACCGCUGUUCCAUCUAUACGCCCUCGGAGACAUGCUUCAAGACUCCAAGUUCAAGAACGCAAUCUUGGAUAAGAUUGUCGAGGUUCGCCGUCUUGUCAACUAUCAUCCGAUCUGCUUCUCGGCUUUCGUCUACAGCGAGCUUCCUCCUUCGUCUCCCCUUCGUCGACUUUAUGUGGACUUCUGGGUUGGCUCGUCGGCCAGUGACUGGUUCAACACGAAAAAUCCGGCUGAUGACUGCAAUUCACCGGAUGCUCCCAUGGAGUUUUUCCGUGAUGUUUUGAGACAGUCCAAGACCGGCGGUGCCGGCAAAAGGCCGUGGGAGGAGAACAUCUGCCAGUACCACGAGCAUCCUGCCGGGAUUAAAUGCCAGAAGUGA
Messenger RNA from Lasiodiplodia theobromae, 663 nucleotides. Its product is annotated as Kelch-like protein 8. Gene Ontology annotation, molecular function: protein binding. The coding region runs from base 1 to 663 and encodes 220 amino acids. The record is from RefSeq and is a predicted model, not a curated record. The transcript is spliced from 2 exons. NCBI's taxonomy places the organism in Eukaryota, Fungi, Ascomycota, Dothideomycetes, Botryosphaeriales, Botryosphaeriaceae.